Lethenteron reissneri (Far Eastern brook lamprey) is the source of this 2939-nucleotide messenger RNA. It is a transcript of the gene CCNK, whose product is annotated as cyclin K. Gene Ontology annotation, biological process: regulation of transcription by RNA polymerase II. Gene Ontology annotation, molecular function: cyclin-dependent protein serine/threonine kinase regulator activity. The record is from RefSeq and is a predicted model, not a curated record. Lineage: Eukaryota; Metazoa; Chordata; Hyperoartia; Petromyzontiformes; Petromyzontidae.
CUGGUUAAGAUAAAAGACUGCAGUUUAGUUUGACUUCGCUGCUGCUGCUACUGCUUUGCUAGAUUUGUGUAGCGACACCUAGUGACGACCCUAGGAGGUUUUAGUGACUUCGCGUUGAAGGAGGAGGGGUCCCAAUUCAUCUGCCCCGGCGCCGAGUACAUACCGGGGAACAUCCGCUCGUCUGCACUUUGCCAAUCUACUGCUGGAUGAAGGCCUCACCGCGACAGGCACGGUGUGGGUGUUGUUUGACCAUACUUCACCACGCUGCUGCUAGGAGACUACUGAGGACUCAUUGAGCCGUACCAGAGGUGCUCGGCCCAGCCCGGGGAAUGGGGGCGAAGGGCGAGCCCCGGCGGCCAUGCUGGUACUGGGACAAGCGCGACCUUGUGCGGACACCAUCCAUGCAGGAGGGCAUGGACGCUGUCACGGAGUCGCGCUACCGCCGCGAGGGUGCUCGCUUCAUCUUCGACGUGGGCACGAGGCUCGGGCUGCACUACGACACACUCGCUACCGGCAUGGUCUACUUCCACCGCUUCUACAUGUUCCACUCGUUCAAGCAGUUCCCACGAUACGUGACGGGCGCCUGCUGCCUCUUCCUGGCCGGCAAGGUAGAGGAGACGCCAAAGAAGUGCAAGGACAUCAUCAAGACGGCGCGCAGCCUACUCAACGAUGUGCAGUUCGCACAGUUUGGAGACGACCCCAAGGAGGAGGUGAUGGUGCUAGAGAGGAUUCUCCUGCAGACCAUCAAGUUUGACCUUCAGCUGGAGCACCCCUACCACUUCCUCCUAAAAUACGCCAAGCAGCUCAAGGGAGACAAGAGCAAGCUGCAGAAGCUGGUGCAGAUGGCCUGGACGUUUGUCAAUGACAGCCUGUGCACGAUGCUGUGCCUCCAAUGGGAGCCCGAGAUUAUCGGUGUGGCGGUGAUGUACCUGGCCGGCCGCCUCUGCAAGUUUGAGAUCCAGGAGUGGACGUCGAGGCCGGCACACCGCCGCUGGUGGGAGCAGUUCGUGCAGGACGUGCCCGUCGAGCUGCUGGAGGACAUCUGCCACCAGGUGCUGGACCUCUACUCACACUCGCCGCAGUCGCAGCAGCAGCUGCAGCAGCCCCCGUCGCAAUCGCAGGCGAUCGGGCUGGCACACACGCAGGCCUCAUUUCAGGCUCAGGCCGUACAGCAGUUGUCCAUGCAGCAGCAGCAACAGCAGCAGCUGCCUGGGGAGGCCCCGGUCGUCAGCAUGCAAGCUGGACAAGCCAUUGCGCAGUUGCAGCAGGCGGCGCAACAGCUCGUCGCGGCACAGCAGCUUGUGGCGCAGCAGCAGCAGCAGCAACAGCAGCAGCAACAGCAGCAGGCGCAACCGUCGCUGCCGCAAACACCAAAAAAACCAUCACCUCCCUCGAGCUCUCCCCGGCCCCUUAAGCGCCCCUUGCAGGCGUCUCCGGCAAGAGAGGAAAAAGUUGUCGAACCCCCACAUACAAAAAUACCAAAGCAAGACCCUUCUCCAGUCCACACUGCCGGGCCUCCCAUCACAGAGCGGCGCACAUCGGCCAACACGUCCGUAGUGUCCAUGGACCUGGACUCGGGCGUGGGGAACGGCAACGACAUCGCCAAGGGCCCUGCACUGCCCCCCUUCCCCCCACAGCCCCCUCCUGCCCGGCCCCCACCCCCACCGCACCCCUACGCCCCCCCGGGCAGCGGCUCCUACUUGAGCGCCAGCGACGGCUACCAGAGCGGAAUGGCGGCGGAAGCCGGCGGGGCCGGGGGCUACGCGUCCGCCCCGCAUUCUUAUCCGCCCCCCGGUCACAUGAGCUACCCGCCCCCUCUCCCGCCACACAGUUACCCCCCUCCGCCCACCUCCUACCCGCCGCCACCGCCCCCCACCAGCCUGCCGCCCCCGCCGCCGUCCGCCUACCCCCCGCACACGUACGGCACGAGCGCGGGAUACGCCUUGCCUCCCCCACUGCCCCACCACCACCAUAUACCGCCCAACCCGGGUGGGGGUGCCGGCGUGGGUCCCCCGCCACCGCCUCCACACCACGUGCUCCCCCACCCGCCCCCCCUGCCCCCCGUGCCCCCGCAGGCUGGGUACCACCACCAGCCGCCGCCCCCCCUGCCGCCUCACCCUCCGCCCCCUCCCUCGCCUGGCGGAGGGCCACCCCCGCACCACGGCCCACCUCCGCCCCACCCGCACCACCCUGGGGGGCCACCGGGUCAACCCCCCACGGCGGCGAUGCCCCAGGUGCGCAUCACCUGCAUGCAAGAGGCGAGAGGUCGCAACGCGUGGAAGAGGUGAUGGUGGCGCCAGAGCCUUUGCUUUGGCGCAUUGACAAGGAUUUUAUUUUUGCACCAAUAACUACAUUAUGUUAAAUCCAGCGCUGUCAGUACGUUAAUUAAGAACCAUGCGCAAACGCGAAUGUAACCGUCGUAGCAUCUGGACAGUUGAACAACAGAUCUGAGCAGGUUUAUGGGGAUUAGAGGUGGCGUCUUCCUGUAUGUGGUUGCUCGGGAGGUCAAGUGGUGAUUGUUUGGCAGAGUUGCCCGUUGUCCUUGAACUUCCAUGAGUUCUAUAUAGAAUUCUAGGUUGGUGGCAUGUACGGGAACAUAAGUGGCUUGUGUUGCGAAUAAUUUGUUUGGAAUCGCACCACCUUCGUGGUGAAGGAUGCUUGAGAUCGAUCAUGUGUAAUGCGUUUUACAAACCAGAUGCUGACUGGCUGCGAUGGUGCGUUGCUUGUAAUUUGGGUUGAUGAGAAGGGCAGUCGUCAACAUUGCCUUAUUAUCGCCUGUGCCCAUGGUCUUCUGCCCAGUACACUAUUUAAAGCUUGCUGUUUUUAUUUUAUAAACUACUGUGUACUGCAAAAUGACUUGAUCCGGAGGUGUGAAUGUCAUCCUCAAUGCAGCGAUAACAAUUAUAUUUUGACAUUUGAAAUAAAAAUUGAACAUGCUU